Anarrhichthys ocellatus (wolf-eel) is the source of this 2706-nucleotide messenger RNA. RefSeq names its product leukocyte surface antigen CD53-like. Gene Ontology annotation, cellular component: plasma membrane. The transcript is spliced from 6 exons. The record is from RefSeq and is a predicted model, not a curated record. NCBI's taxonomy places the organism in Eukaryota, Metazoa, Chordata, Actinopteri, Perciformes, Anarhichadidae. The coding region runs from base 1090 to 1881 and encodes 263 amino acids.
UAUCUCUCUCUCUCUCUGUCCCUCUUUCUUUAUCUCUCUUUCUCGAGAACAAAGGAAAAGAAGCACUAGAAACUGGUAUAAAGAGGGAACAGUGGUUGUGAUGUGCGAAAGUAAACUAUGGAGCUAUUAAUAUGAAAAACAGGAAUAAUUGUCCUCACAUGUCUGUGUGCACUUUCUUUUCUUUUGAGCGAGGAGUCCACAGGUGUCGGUGUCCGGGGCUGCCAGUCUGACUCUAUAGACCUGCCAAUGAUGCCUCCUGAAGAGACUUCUCUCUCAGCAGCUCCUAGUUACCGCGGAGGCUCCUCCUCUUUAGAGUCGAUCAUCUACAUAUUUCUAAAAGCCAGUGCGUAGACAGAAGCCUCCGUCGUCUCUCCUCCUCCUCCAACCUAUGUCUCUUCCUCCUCAUACCUGUCUGUCGUCACAUGACACCGGGAAGACCAACAUACCGCUCACUGCAUCUCCCACUGGAAAUACUGCUGGAUACAGUGUAGUUCAAGGUAACAACUCAGGUAAUGAAUCUUUUUUUGUUAUGACGGAUGAGUCAAUCCCACUAAUUACACAAUAACUCUGUACAUGUUUGUUUAAAAAAUAGCUUGAUUUGUGAAGAACAACACAAAAAAACUCAAUAAAUUCAGUAAUAAAGGUAUAUACAAUAUCCCUAUUGUUAUACAAGUAGUGAUGUAGAGAAAAUAUUAAAGUAUACAUUGACAGCCUAUAAUAAAUGUAUGUCACUGGUGGUUGUGCUAACCCGCCCUAAUGAAACCCGUUCUCAGAUGUUUAGGUACAAACUUGCAACAAAUGGUUAACGUGGAGAUAAGAGCAGGUCACAAUGAUUAACUGGAGCCUGAAUAGGUCACUGGUGUCCAUUGUGCCCGAUGGCUCAGUGUUGCCAUAUCAAACAGUGGUGUCCUGUAAACACUCCGCCACCGCGAGGAGCAGCAACAUCACUUGUUUUCCUUGACGAGUAUUGCAGGAUAGCAUUCGCUCUAAAAUAUGUAAUUCUGUAUGUUACUGUAACUAGUAGUUUUAAUCGACCAAUUUGUGGACUCUUACAGAUUUGAUUUUUUGUGAGGAAGACUGUCGGGAAGGAUGAACCGCUCGUGUGUGAACUACUUGAAAACUAUGGUGAUAAGUCUCAACUUCCUGUGCUGGCUGUGUGGCGCCUUUGUGGUGGCCUUAGGAGAGUUCCAGGUGAUUCACUCCAGGUUCGCCUCCCUCGUCACCACCUUCUGGCCCAUCUUCCCCGCCAACACCCUGGUGGUCACCGGCACCAUCGUUACCUGCGUGUGUUACCUGGGAGUGUUCGGAGGCAUGAAGGAGAACCGCUGCAUGCUCAUUAAUUUCUUCGUCCUGUUGUUCAUCCUGAUGCUGGUGGAGUUAGCCAUGGGCUGUGUGUUCCUGGUCUACAGCAGAGAGAUUGACACAUACUUUGAGAGAGACCUGAUGAGAAGCCUGGAGAUCUACAGACAGUCCGGUCCAGAAAGCAACACGACCAUUAAAGAUGACUUCGAUGCUGUCCAGCACCUGUUUAGGUGCUGUGGAGUUCAUGGUGUGGCAGACUGGAAGGGUAACAUCCCAAUCUCCUGUUGUAGGGAGGACCCCUGUAACACCCUAAUUCACACAAACUGGCAAGAGGGUUGUCUCGUGAAACUGAAGGACUGGUUUUCCAGAAACUAUCGUAGCACAGGCGCAGGCGUUGUCACGAUGUUUAUCCUACAGGUACGUACAUCUUAUUUUCCUCAUUGUGAGGCUCAAAGGGAUAAUUCAAUCCCUUGGCUCAGUUGUUACGAUGAACGAUGGGGCCAUUGUAUGGAAAACAAAAACAAAAAAAUGACCCUGCCUGGGGAGGGGGGUAAUGCUCAGAGAAAAAAACUAAUUUAAGUUGUAAAUUCAUGAGAAGAAAACGUGGCUAUUCUCUAAAUUUAAAGUGGUGAAUCUCCAACAAAAACUCAGUCAGGAGAAAAGAAUUUGGAUAUUCUCUGAGAUUAUAAACUCUCAACUUCACAAAGUCACCAAUGAAUUCUGACAUGUAUGGUAAAUGUAUUCAACAGCCCAGAUCAAGCUGACAGGGAGAUAGCGAUGGACUUGGCAAAAUUAUCUGUAUCUACAAAAUACAUAAUAUAUGGUAAUAAGAUUAAUUGGAUUAUAUUUGUAUUCAGUAUAAAACAUGUUACAUGUGUCCCUAAUAUAUAAAAUAAAGCUAAAUUGUGAGGGGAAAUGUCUAAAAAUAUAUAAAUAAUUCCUGACAAUGUGUUACAUUGUUACAUUUGAGAUGCACAAUCAGGCAUUUUCAGUCUUAAUGAAUUUCAGAUUGUUUUUCUUAGGAAUACUGCACCCUUCCCCAGGCUAAGUAAUUAUUAUACUGUAUAUAUAUAUUUACAGACAAUCUCCCUAAUAGGCUGUUUUGGUCUCCAGCAACUCCUGGGAAAUAUGUCUCUUUAGCUGCAAAAUGCUCCAUUGUGCACAUCAGCUAGUUUCUAACUGUGUCCGUCUGCUAUUUGAUCUAGGCAGGAAGUCUACAGAGGGUUCAUCGAAGCUUUUAAUUUUGUGUCUUUGAAAAUCAUUAUUUCAUAGAUGUUUAACUUUAUUUUGUUCUUGUUUUCUUUCUUUUCAGUUUAUUUGUCUGUCCAUCACCGUCCCUCUCUUUUGCCACUUCAGUCGAAAAGGACUGGGUUACCAGUGAACCAGGGCCAAUAAAACUGACUU